AUGGGUUCACAGAAAGCCGGCAACCGGUCCUCCGGGGCCUCGUUGUCCAUGAAGACGAGCAACAAGAUGAGGCGCAAGCAGAUGUUCAUCGAAGACAAGAAGGUCAAGGACAAGCAGCGACAUGAGGAGCGACACCGCCGCAGGAAAGAGGAGGCCAAGAACCCUGAACUUCGCGAAGCCCGACUCGCCAAGAACAAGCCCCAGACCCUCGAGACGAAGCGAGUGUGGGACGAUGUCGACGACGACAGUUUGGGCGCCAUUGUCGACGUCGAGAAGCUCAAGAGGCGGAGACUCGAAGAGGAGGAGCGGGCUGCCAAUGAGGCGAUGGAGGUCGAUGAGGAGGAAGACGACGAAGAUGAUGAUAACGACAGCAUGCUCGACUCGGGUGACGAGGACGAUGAGGAACGGCAGGCCAAGCUAGAGGAGAAGAAGGAGAAGAAGAAGCGCGCGAAACGCGACGACAGCAUGGCACCCUCGACCACCAGCACAAACCUUGACCUCACCCCCUCCUCGCUGUCGACAAAGUUCCCGACGCUCUUCACAGACAUCCCGCCGCCGCCUCCCAAGAUCCUCAUCACGACAUCCCUCAACUCGACCCUCCACCACGAGGCCGACAUCUUCUGCACCCUCUUCCCCAACUCCAACUACAUCCGCCGCACCCAACACCACUACGGCCACAAGUAUUCUCUCCGCGAGAUCAGCCGCUUCGCCGCCAAUCGCGAGUACACCGCCGUCGUCAUGCUGCGUGAGGACCAAAAGGUCCUCACUGGCCUGACCGUCGUCCACCUCCCCUCUGGCCCAACCUUUACCUUCUCUGUCACCAACUUUAUGGAGGGCAAGAAGCUGCCCGGCCACGGCAACCCCACCAACCACUACCCGGAACUGCUGCUCAAUAACUUCAAGACCCCCCUUGGCAUGCUGACGGCCAAGCUCUUCCAGACACUUUUCCCACCACAGCCCGAGUUUGUCGGCCGCCAGGUCUUGACGGUACACAACCAGCGCGAUUAUCUCUUCUGGCGCCGCCACCGCUACGUCUUCCGUGACAAGCGCACGACCGAGAAGAACAUCACGACCGCCGAGGGCAAGGACCUCGAGGGCGUCGAGGGCAUCAGGGUUGGCCUGCAAGAAGUCGGACCUCGCUUUACUCUCAAGCUGCGGAGAGUCGACAAGGGUGUCGGCCGCGCCGGCAGCGAGGGCGAGGAUGCCCUGCAGUGGGAGUGGAAGGCAAGAUGGAGAUGA
Molecule: messenger RNA, 1239 nt
Organism: Verticillium alfalfae VaMs.102
Lineage: Eukaryota; Fungi; Ascomycota; Sordariomycetes; Glomerellales; Plectosphaerellaceae
Product: brix domain-containing protein
Exons: 3
Coding region: 1-1239 (412 amino acids)
Biological process (GO): maturation of 5.8S rRNA; maturation of LSU-rRNA
Cellular component (GO): nucleolus; preribosome, large subunit precursor
Molecular function (GO): rRNA primary transcript binding
Source: RefSeq, a predicted model, not a curated record